UAUUUCCGUUGAGUUAAAGACUAUCAAUAAUACGACAGACCUCCGGUUACUAGUCUAGCUCUAGUCUAUUUGUCGUUGAAGACAUAUUAUAUUUCUUAAAUAUGCGUAAAUGUUUAUAAUCUUAGUAUUAACGUAAAUAUCUGUAUUAAAAUGAAUCAAGAGGCAAAUCAGGACAGCGAUAAGUCCCCAGACCAUUGGUUCAGUAAUUUUGAAGACGAAUGUCUUGACGAAUUAGAAAGUCAAGGUAGAGUGGAACCUAGACUUCAGUCCGCUGAAGAACAUACAGCGCAACAGCUUUGGCUGGGUUUUCAGCAUACGUCCACAGCAAUAGCACAGUUAUAUAAUUAUAAAGAUACUGCCCAUGAUGGAUAUGUUUUAAUGGUUCCAUUUAAUAAAGCUGCAGAAUCCCUUACUAAAUUGUAUAAAGAUAGUCUUACAAAUGCACGUGAGUGCCUACGUCUUGGAGUUCAGUGUGGAAGAAGUAGUCGUGCUAGAGACAUUGCUGCCUGGGUUAGGAAGAAAAGGAGAUGCAUAAAACGAGAAGAAUUAUUGGCAUAUUUGUGUGGUAAAAGUUUACCCCCUCACCAUGCACACCAUCAUAGGAAUAGACAAAACAGAAGCUUGGAGAGACAGUUGCCUCGUCGAACUUCUCAUCCAACAGAUAACAUUGAUUCAACGGACUAUCCAGUUAUGGAAGCCUUCUCGUUGCAGGGUCUGAAUGGUGCAAUGUCAAAUAUCAAUAUGGGAUACAACAGGCCCAGUUCAACUACAUCUUGUUCAUACUCAAGGCCACAAGCUGUUGAUGAACUUUACUUUCAUGAUGAACGAGCUCGUUCAGAAAAUAGAAAACGUAGCACUUCUUCUUCAACCAUGGAUGUCAACAUGGAAUCACCAUCAAGAAAACGUGGUAAAUUCCUUUAAUGGAUUUUUACCAUUCCUUCUUAUUUUGUCAAGUUCAAUUUCUCAGUGGGCUGUUUCAAACCUAAUUGCACAAGGACAUGAAGUAGAAUGAAAUGUUUAGAAAUGAGCGGAAUAAAAUGCAGUGCCAUUAUUAUGUGUAAACAAAGGUCACCAUUUUAAGGGUUCUUUUUCUUUUCUGAGUUUAUAAGUAGUACCUAAACAAAAAAAGUAAGAACAAAAGGUUUUCAAAUAGAUAACAUAUUUAUAUUAAAGAAUUUUGUUCUAGUUAAUUUUUAAUUAUUUUUUUUUAUUUUUUUUUUUCAGUUUUUUCUUUUUAAUUAUUUUUUAGACUUUGUCUGCAACCACUAAAUAAUUGCAAAACAAAACAAUUUAGCUGUCAAGAUUCUGAAAAUUAAAAUAUUUUAAAGCCUAUCUUAAUAAUUUGUACACAAAAAUCUUACUAAUUCUCUUCAUUGCUUUGGUCUGGACAUUAAAGGUUUUAUUGUAUGUGUAUUGGAAUUGUAUCAGUCAAAUGAUAUUGUUUCUGAGGUAAACUUCAUUGGUACAGAACAUUUUGAUGAAGAUAAUACUAAUCAAAUUAAAAAAGCAACAUUUUCCAAUUUAAAUUUUUCUGAACUCUAUCUAUAAUGAAUGUAAAAGGUAACAUUUUUAGAAGGUUCAUUGAUCUUACUUGUUGUAUUUAGGAACAUAGUUUUAAUAAUACCAACAGAUUUUUUUUUUUUUUAAUAAUAAUUUUUAUCUUUUCAUUUCUUUUUGGGGUAAAUUUUAUUUUUAUCAGGUGGUUCACAUGUUUCUUUUGAAGGGAUUUUAAGUGGAUGUAGUUCUUUAAUGAAGAAAAGUGGAAAUAUCAACACAGCUUUAGGCAUAAACAAACAACAACCCAUAGAUAAAGCUGUCAAUACCUAACCCUUUGCAUCAAAAUAUUCUAUUUUGAGACUAAACAAAAUGUAAUUAUUGAAAUGUUUAUGACGUAUAUGUAAAUGGUAUAUGUAUAUAACGUGUAAACAAACAUAAGAUUGAACAGUACGAUUACAACUGUAUCUACAUAUGAUGAAUUGUUAAAACUUUUUGAGUGGCCAUUAUUUGAACUUGUAUAUCAUUUUAUGGUCAUAUAUUUAAUAGAUAAAAUACAUUGUUCUUUUUAUAAAGCUUUAGUUUAUUUUAUUGCGUUUCUGAUAGAACCUGAAGUUGUACAAAACAUAAUUUUGUAAAGCUUUUUUUUUUUUUUUUUUAAAGUGUUUUGUUACAACUUAAAAAAUAAGCUUUUGAGAUUUGAUAAAAAUUUUCAACAUAAGAGUUUGCUAGCAAAAAUGACAAUGAAAGAAAUAUCUUUUAAAAAAAUUUGUUUAACUUCAUUGCAUGAUCAAUGCACAUCUAUUAGAUAGCAGGCAAGGCCAUAUACUGUAUUUAUUUAGUAACGUUUCCACAUAUUUAAAACUCAAGCUAUAAGAGUUGUAACCCUUCCUCAUUGAAACUAUGCUAAUCAUUUCUUCACUGGAAUGCCUAUAAUUAAAUCUUGUUCUCAUUUAAGUGCAUGGGGUUGUAGUGAGCAUACAUUUCUAUGAGAGAUGAUUGGGCUGUGAGUAGAUGAAAAAAUGCAUUGCUCAACAGGAUCGAUAUGCUGUCAAUGAAUUGUAUGAAUGGUGUAAUUGUUUUAGUAAGUAUUUUUAGUGGCUGCCAACAACCUUAGUAACUACAAGGAUUCUCAUGGUACAUUGAUCAAACACCAUGGGCAGAUUUUGGCCUUGAUUGUGCUGGCUUGCUUUUAACAUUACCUUUGACAUGGCUAAAGCCUUGAUGGCUAGGUAACAACAUUGUUACCUUGAACACAUUGGCUUAGGCUUAGUGUUAACACCUUAGCACCUGGCAUGAUUGGUUCUUAGUUAAAUGAUGAUGCCUUAGAUUUGUUUGGUGAAGGUGAAAACAAUUUUUGCCAAUUGAAGCCACAAAAGUUGCCUCACAAGUCCUGUCACUUUAAUCUCCAAAUUGUGUAUGUCUGACUGAUAUCUGAACUUGUAUUGUCUAUAACAUGUUGUAAGCUUUAUGUAGCUUUUCUAACAUGUAUCCAUUACAUAACUUUUCUGUUAGGUUUUUUCAUGGUUCAUCUUGUUUUGAAAUAUUAUUCUCUAGUUCCAAGUAGGUUAUAGGACAUACUACUUGAAUAUUAUUCACUGGCUAUACACAAAUAUAUAUGUACAUAUACAUUUAUAGUACUAUUUGACUUGCAUGACUUGUUUCAACAGGCAGAAUAAAGAUAGGAUAGGUAAGGGGGACAAAAGAGCUAAAAUGUUGCUACACAAUCAAACAGUAGUGGUCAUUGCCUUGAAAUUUGUUGCAAGUAAAUGUAUCUGUUGAACAUUGUUUGAAAUCUCGUCAAAGAUAUCUGAUUCGAUUAUUUUGUCUACGUUUUUUUUUUUAUUAUGACGUGUGUUUACACAGAAGUUCUGUGAUAGGUCAAAAUGUCAUUGAAUAAAAUAAUUUCAUCAUUUGAAAAAAA
Messenger RNA from Biomphalaria glabrata, 3418 nucleotides. Its product is annotated as HUWE1-associated protein modifying stress responses-like. Bases 151 to 921 code for a protein of 256 amino acids. The transcript is spliced from 4 exons. NCBI's taxonomy places the organism in Eukaryota, Metazoa, Mollusca, Gastropoda, Planorbidae. The record is from RefSeq and is a predicted model, not a curated record.